AUGUCGAGAUUACUCACCGACAGGGUAGAACCACCCCCAAGUAGUGCCUGUGGCGUGCCUGAGAGCGACCACAAAGCUUCCUCUUCUAGCUUCUCCUUUGCCUCUCGGCAACCAAUCACCACGUGGAAACUGGAUAUUUUUACCAAUCAGAACCCCAAGAUGACUUCUAGCUCUCCCCCCACCACACCUCCCCAAAACCCUGCACCCCAAAUCUCCAUCCCACCUCCUCUGCCUCCUGUUCCCUCCAGUUUUACUUUUGUACCUACCUCUUCGAGCCUCCAGGCCCCUGUUCCCCCACCACCCCCACUGCCACCUCCACCCCCUGCUUCAGGGCCUGCUCCCCCACAUGUCUUCGGCCUGGAAAAGAGUCAGCUCCUGAAGGAGGCCUUGGAGAGAGCCGGCCCUGUCCCCACUGCCAGAGAGGACGUCAAGAGGCUUCUGAAGCGGCACAAGGAGCGUUUCAGAAGUGACUUGCAGUGGAUCCUCUUCUGUGCCGAUCUGCCCUCCCUCAUCCAGGAAGGCCCUCAGUGUGGGCUGGUGGCCUUGUGGAUGGCAGGUACUCUACUGGCACCCCUCAACAGUGUUCCCCUGGAGAGAUUUGUGCAAGUGGCACUGGAACGAGGCUACACUGCCCAAGGGGAGAUGUUCUCUGUGGCCAACAUGGGUAAACUGGCCCAGGAAGUGCUGGGCUGCCAAGCAGAGCGGCUGUGUGGAGGCCUGGGUGGUGCCAACAGAGAUCGAGUCCUGCAGCACCUCAUUGCUGGAUACCCCCUGCUCAUCCCCUACGAUGAGGACUUCAACCAUGAGCCAUGUCAGAGGAAGGGCUACAAAGCCCACUGGGCAGCUAGUGCAGGACUCCUGCUGGGUGUGCCAGGCGUGCCAGGCUGUGGCUAUGCUGAAGACCCCGAGCUGGGGGGCCUGUUCCACCCAGUGCCCGGCACACCCUGCCCACCACCACCCCUGCCUGAGGAAGACUCCCCAGGUGCCAUCUACCUGCUCUCCAAGCAGGGCAAGAGUUGGCACUACCAGCUGUGGGACUACGACCAGAUCUGCAAGAGCAACCUGCAGCUGACAGACUUCUCGCCAGUGCGGGCUGCAGAUGGCCGGUCGUAUGUGGUGCCUGCUGGUGGGGUGCAGGCUGGCCUCUGCGGGCAGGCCCUACUUCUCAGACCGCACAGCACAGGCCGUUAG
Messenger RNA from Elephantulus edwardii (Cape elephant shrew), 1191 nucleotides. RefSeq names its product chromosome unknown open reading frame, human C19orf54 (gene ACTMAP). NCBI's taxonomy places the organism in Eukaryota, Metazoa, Chordata, Mammalia, Macroscelidea, Macroscelididae. The transcript is spliced from 8 exons. The record is from RefSeq and is a predicted model, not a curated record. The coding region runs from base 1 to 1191 and encodes 396 amino acids.